Messenger RNA from Vespula pensylvanica (western yellowjacket), 3858 nucleotides. RefSeq lists its product as uncharacterized. The record is from RefSeq and is a predicted model, not a curated record. Gene Ontology annotation, molecular function: ATP binding; protein serine/threonine kinase activity. NCBI's taxonomy places the organism in Eukaryota, Metazoa, Arthropoda, Insecta, Hymenoptera, Vespidae. Gene Ontology annotation, biological process: peptidyl-threonine phosphorylation; peptidyl-serine phosphorylation. Bases 536 to 2824 code for a protein of 762 amino acids. The transcript is spliced from 8 exons.
UCCGGUCGGUGUUUUAUAAAUACUGCAGACACCCAAAGAGUGCACCGAACACUGGGAGACCCGUCGUGAAGUUACGAUUCUUUAGUGAACCUUACAAGUUCGACCUGAUCACGAAGAAAAUUUAUUUUUCUUUUAUCGAUUGACUAAACAACGUGAAAUCGUUUAAUAAUUUCAUACAUUUUCAUUUCCAUCUUUGUAAUAUAUUAGAUCCUACAAAAAUGUUUUAACUGUUACGUGUAUGAGAGAGUGUGAAAGUUAACUGAUAUGUCCUGGUAAAUUAACUAGGACGUUAAUAGUUUUUCAUCGAUUCCAUAAAGGCAACAUGACGAUAAAGUUCGUUUUCGAAUAAAUCUUUGACAACGAAGGUUUCGAUAAGUGCAGAUACGAUUUCAUUGAAUUAAAAAAAAAAAAAAAAAUUGAAGAAGAUAGAAAUGAUAAAAUGUGACAUUCAAAGUGCAUUUGCUAUUUGUAAUCGAAGAGUGCAUUCUUUCCUCGAUUUUCGAUUUGAAAGCAUUUUUCAAAAUUAUUGAACAGAAUGAAUUUGAUGAAGAAGGCUAUCGGUGGAUCGAUUCAUAGGGUACGAGAGUUCGAGUUAGAAAAGGUGAACUUAAUUGACGAGUUCGAUAUACUUCAAAUCGUCGGUGAGGGAUGGUUCGGAAAAAUUCUUUUGACCGAGCAUCGCAGCACGCAAACUGAAAUGGUUUUAAAAGCUCUACCAAAGGCAUAUACUGGUUUAUCGGACUUUUUUCGAGAAUUCCAUUAUGGCUUACAUCUAGCAGCUCAUCGUAACAUCAUAACUACGUACGACGUUGCUUUCGAGACCGCUGGCUUCUACGUUUUCAGCCAGGAAUACGCACCGCUAGGUGAUCUGACGUCGAAUGUAACAGAGACUGGUUUGGGCGAGCUACAUGCAAAGCGAGUUGCAAGACAGUUGGCAGCUGCUGUCCAUCAUAUUCACAGUCGCGAGCUUGUUCAUAGAGACAUCAAGUUGGACAAUAUACUUGUCUUUCGAAGUGAUUUUUCGCGUAUAAAGCUUUGUGACUUCGGCGAGACCAGACGCGUUAACACUAUCGUACGAAGACACAACGAGUGGCUUCCUUAUUCUCCACCCGAGGUACUACAGAUCAACACCGAUGAAACCUACAAAGCUCUGACAUCUCACGACGUUUGGCAAUUCGGCAUUGUCCUAUUUGUUUGCCUGACUGGAUGCCUACCAUGGCAGAAAGCAGCAUUGGACGACCCACGGUACACAAGAUAUCUAAACUGGCACAAUGCGACACUAAACAUCGCCAAGAAACCGAAAUUAUUUCAGUUGAUCAGCUCACGGGCACAGAGAAUAUUCAAGAGACUGUUAGAUCCUAAGGCGGAAAAAAGACUUGUUAGCGUACUGGAAAUUAAUAAAUAUUUGGAAGACAGAUGGCUAGCUAAAUUGGGUGCGGAAAAGGCAUUGAAUGGCGGAGCUGAUGAAAGGGAUGAACUUUGUCCAUCCAUGUACAGUUUUCACAGUUCUUUGGAAGAAAAAAAUCAACUCCUUUAUACGCUGACUACUUACGGAAUUGAAACGACUGUUGAUCGAGCAAAAAAGAAGGACCGUAUCAGAGAAUGGAUAGAAGCUAGCGCUAUCAUAGAAGAGAAUGAAGAAGAUGAAUCAGAUAUUAACGAAUGUAUCGAUUUCCAGGAAUUAGAGGAUAAGGAACCAGUAUCUAUGAGAGGUAGACAUUUUCCAGAAAUGCAUCCACCAAGGAAGGAAACGUCUGAGACUAAAAGAAGAAAGAGACGAUCAGAAAUGGUAACAAAAAGGCGUCCUUCGGUGAAACCUGUUGAAAGAAAAAUACCAUUUGCUCCGCAAGUCGCUGAAGAACGCGAAACCAUUGCUCGAUUUGCUAGUUUCCCUAAUGGCGAUCCCAGUCUAGCAAUGAUCAAAAAAGAAGAACAGAACACUGAGGCUAUAGACUUUAAUACUGCACAGGCUAUUAAUGGAAAUAAGAUAGGAUUAAAAAGUGAUUCAACUAUCGAUAAUACAACAUUUUCAUCGACUAACAUCAAUGAUCGUAUCAUUGAUGACUCUUUGAAAGAUAAUGGUAAUACUUCAAGGGACAGCUCUGUGCCAACAACCAGUGGUAAUUACGGUAGCAAUGGUUCAUCAAUUGAUGUCACGGUAGAACGAACCUAUUCAAUACCUAGGAACAGUGCUGUCAAUGGAAAGGCUCACGUUGAAAGUCCUCAAAUUCCAACAAGGAAGUAUCGUGCACAAACAACACCUUUCUCGGAUACGUCAACGCGUUCGAAUGAAAUGAAGUUAAACGAAACAACAAAAAGAAGUCAAUCUAUCAAUAGCUUAAUUACAACGCAAUCAGAAAGGUUACCCUUAUCUGAUAACAAAAUGGAAAAAACUACAAAUCAAAAUGUCCCAUCUACUGCUGAAAAAGUUGCUAAUGAUUUUGUGAAGAAAGUAACAGAGUCGCCUAACUCUUUGACAUCUUCGGAUCUUCAGAAAGAGGUUCAAUCGAUCGAAAAGAAAGAGAAAUUAACUAUUAUACAAGCAACAAAUCCAUUGACUAAGCCUAUUGCAUCUCACUUAGUGAUGCAAAGCUUAAAUGCUUUGCAAAGUGUCAGCAAUACUUCGUUACCCCCAGAAGUUUUGCCUUCACAUUCAAUGGAAAAAAUUUCAUCCACACAAUCAAAGCAAUCGACUUUGAAUAUCGAUACCUUCGUAUCUGGCAAAGAUGUUUUCGAGCAUUAUGGAAUUGCACAAGGUGUUAUCAUAAAAGCUGAAGCUCCUAUCCAUCGUGGUAGCAGUAGAAGAUCGAAGCAUUAUAAAUAAAACAUAGAAGAAAGUUCUCAAUGUACGGCUCCCUCAAUAUCAUCUGAUUUCGUCUUAUACGAUUAUUUUGGGGCAAUGAAAGUUCGACUUCAAAAUGCAGAAAGACUCUGCUUACAUAAUAAUACCUGUCAAUUGGCCAAGAUAAUGAAAUUGGCAUGCUUUAUGAAAAAGAAAAUGCCUUCUGCAGAGAGCAAACAAUUUUUUUAAUUAAACGAAAAAAUGCUCUUGGAAUUACGUAACUUUUAUUAUCAGAAAGAUGAGUAUAUUAAUUAUAAUGUGUAAGUUUAAUAUAUCAGAUAUCUCGUUGUACAAAUAUGAUUGACAAAUCUUAGAUAGUCUUGUAUAAUGUUUUUCUAAGCAUCUUUAGGAAAUUCUUGUGGCUAGAUAAGAAAAGAAUUCUGAUUUAUUAAUCAUCUAUAUUCCUAUGGACUUUAAUAAUUUUAACUAGGCAACUGCUGUAUACGAAAAAAUUAUUCCAAGAAUAAUUAGAUAUAUAUAUAUAUAUCCAUAUAUAUAUAUAUAUAUAUAUAUAUAUAUAUAUAUAUAUAUAUAUGUAAUGUAUACAACUAUUUUAAUUUUUUAGUUAAAGUUUGUUGCAUAGAAUUUUGUCGUUAAGUUUUCAACAAUGCGAUAGUAAUUUUAUUUCAUUUUAUUAUAUGACAAAUACUAAUAGCGAUUUUUAGAACCAUUUUGGUUACAGAUCAAUUGUAAUAAAUGUCUUAUAUUUUAAGACUAUACGUACGAGGUAUUCGAAUAAAUUUAUAAAAAAAAAGGCUAGACAAUUUUUUACUCAUAAAAGUUUCUUGUAUUUUUCAUUUCUGCCUUAUGUAUAUUCACAAAGGACAAUUACAACUGACUUAUAACGUAUUCUCACCUAAAUCUACUCUUAUGUCAAUAAUAAUCAUCGAUAGCAAUAAUCACCUUAAUUUUAUUACUUAUAUUUAUUACUUGUUACUAUAAUCUAAGCAUACCAUGUCCAUCGUUCAAGCACACCUGUUUUACACGUUUAUCUAUUUAUCUUUUCUUUUCGUUCA